AGUGGCAAGAUCUACCAGAAGUUGAGAACCCAGCCUGCAACUGGGGCCCACCGCCCAGCGACACGGAGCCCUGAGCGGACGCCUAAAACCCAUGGCGCCGCCGCCACGUUGCCUCCCCUGAUGGCGGCCGCCUCCACCUCCCCCCAUUCCGCCGCCGCCGCCACCCACGUCGACGACCUCCACGGAUUCCUCCGCAGCGGUCUCCGCACCCACGACGCUGUCCUCCGCACCCACGCCUUCCUCCUCCGCCGCGGCCUCCUCCUUGGCCACCCCGUCCCCGCCGGCCUCCUCCUCACCGCCUCCGCCUGCUCCGCGGCCUCGCCGCCCGCCCACCUCCUAAGGCUCCUCCGCCACCUGCCCCCUCCGCUCCCGCUCUUCUCAAUCGACGCCGCCCUCCGCGCCCUCGCCCCGCGCAUCCCCUUCUCCGCGCUCCUCUCCCUCUUCGCGGCCCUCCUCCGCUCGCAUCAUCCCCUCUUCCCCGACCGCUUCUCCUUCCCGCCUCUCCUCUCCGCCGCCGCAUCCGCGUCCCCGCGUGUCCACCUCCCCUCCGCGCUCGCCCUCCACGCGCAGGUUCUCCGCCGCGGCCUCCUCUACUCGCCGCCGCCCCACGCCGCCAACGCACUCCUCCACUUCUACGCAGCUGCUGGGCGUCUCCCAUCCGCCCGCCACCUAUUCGACGAAAUGCCGUUCAGGGACAUCGCGUCCUUGAACACCAUGAUGACAGCAUAUACUGGCGCACCGGGUGGCCUUGAUGCCGCGCGCCAGCUGUUCGAUGGAAUGCUCCUGAGAAAUGUGGUGUCUUGGAACGUCAUGGUUAAUGGCUACGUGAAGGCAAAGCGGCCGGAGCAAGCACUGGAGGUGGUCAGGUGGAUGGCUGAGGUAGGGGUGAGGGGUACAGCAACAACAGUGGUAGGGGCAGCCACAGCAUGCACCAGGUUGGGGAGGUUGCGGGCUGGGAGGGAGGUGCAUUGCGCGUUCUUGCGCCGUUUUGAGGAUGAUAACCUGUUAGUUUGGACCACAUUGGUUGAUAUGUAUGCCAAGUGCCGGAGGGUCUUUGCCGCAAGGAAGGUGUUUGAUCGGCUCAGCAUGAGGAACCUGGUAUGCUGGAAUGCAAUGAUCAUCGGGCAUUGUGUUUACGGAGAGCCUUAUGAUGGGAUCAAGCUGUUCCAUGAGAUGAUUGGGCCAGGUAAUGUGCAACCAGAUGGGGUCACCCUCAUCGGUGUUCUCUGCGCCUGUGCUCGUUUAGGUCUCUUGGAUGAUGGGAAGGCAUAUUUUGAGCAGAUGAGGACCAUGUACAACCUCAAACCGACAUUUGCUCACUAUUGGUGCAUGGCCAAUCUGUAUGGAAAGGUUGGGCUUCCAGAAGAAGCCGAGGACCUCUUACGGAGUGUACCGGAUGAUCUGAAGUCCCGGGCAUUGGGUGGCUUACUUGGGCUGUGCCGGUUCCGGGGGGAAUGGGCAACUGGGGAACGGAUUGCCCUCAGGUUGAUCGAGCUGGAACCGAGCAACAAUGCUCACUAUGCACUGCUUUGCAGUGUGUAUGCCGCUGCGGGAAGAUGGGAAGAUGCUCACAGGGUGAAGGCUGUCAUGAAGGAAAGAGACGAGAGGUUCAGCCCUGGAUAUCGUCUCUCAAACUUAAAUGAGAUUGUCCAUGAAUACAGAGUUAGGGAGAGGCAACCUGAGAGUCAGGAGAUGUAUGCUGUCCUAGAUGAGUUGGCAUCAAGGCUGAGAAUAGAUUGCAGAUGGAAUGAGCAAAAUGAAUCUGGAAUAGAAUAGCUCAGAUGCACCGACGGAUCAUUUUGGACCUGCAUAGUUUUGAAUGAGCAGCUUCACAGGGCUAAGCGAGACAAUUUGAAGUAGUGUAUAUUCAGAUGUAACUCUUUGUGCAAAACCACUUGUGAGUAUGUUGCUAGAAUAGAAGCAUUUAGGGGUGGCAAUUUACACAUGCUGAAACAUGGGCAACCUUGUGUGCUUGUGUGACUGACCUGCAAAAGCAAGCACGCUGCCUGAAAGGGAGCCCUCUUGGCCUUGAGAAGAAUGAGGUCUUGACUCUUGAGGUGUCGACUAACUGCUAGCAGGCCAAGAAAACCACAAGCUGGGUGUUCUAAGAUUGGAUGAAACAGGGCAGGAUGCAUGGUCAUAACCUUAUUGGUUAAACAUCUAAUUUCCUGUGGUGAUGAAGGGAUGGUACAGCUACGUUUUUUUUCUGCCUUUUGUUUUUGUCUCAUUGCCAUUGGCAUGUAGAGAUUCAGUCUUUUGACAAUUUUGCAGCGGGUGCUUAGUAUUGUUAUGUGGUGUAGACAUGAUGAAUGCCAUUUUGAGCCAUUGGUGGUUGUAGGAAAAAAGAGAGAGGGUAGAGAAUGAAUAAUUAGACACACACUGAUUCAUCACAUUUGUGUUACACUGCUGGACAAGUCAAAUAAUUGACUGAUAGUUUUCUUUUGAAAAUAAUUCUAGGGGUGAAAGGGUGCGAAUGGUCCAUUCUCCUGUGCUGUGCUUGUGUGGCAGGAACAUUGGAGGAGACAUUGCACCAGGCAGAAGAGGCAAGCUGGACACACAGGACAGAACAGAUGGCUAUGAUCUGAUAACAAGAAAGCCAGCCACUUGUGGGGCCCGGCCCUCCUCCAUCCUCGCGAGACAGCAGUGCCCUGGUUUCGUCAGCGAGUGAAGGGGCGGUUCUUGCUCUGGCUCCUCCAUGAGCAGCACGGCGGUGGUGACCUCGCCCUCAUGCAAGGAACUCAUCUACAGUCUACACCGCCCAGCUCUCUGAGAAGACCCAGCGCUGUGCCGGCCUGCUUGUGUGGGGCUUCCUCACCUGGUUGCGUCAUGUCAUGGAGGGAGGGAUUUAGCUUCUGAUGUGGCUACCAACCCCUGCAGAGCGACAAUACAACGCAAAUGCUGUGAUUUCAUUGCUUUUAAGCCUGCUUGUUUCAUCCUGGGUUUAGGGGUUUGGUUUUGUCUUGUUUCAUCAGGCCUAGGCAGCCAGCACGCAGGGUUUGUGAUGCUUCGGUUUCUCAUGUGGGCCAGUAACUUUUCGCUGGUUGAUGGAUGGAUAAAUUCUACCGCUCUGUUGUGUUACGUUUCAUGGAACACUUGCUUCACAAAACCGUAUCACAUUGAUUUUAUGUCCUCCCCUUUGGCAUGAGUUGGCCACUCCGCUUCGUAAGCUCCUUUUCAUCUUGAUUUGAUUUCAUCAGAAUUGGAUUUGGUCGAAUUCCGUGUGUUUUUUUCAUCCAAUCCAACUUCAGAUUUUCUCAACUAUUGGUGUCAUUCAUUAUCUCUGCUCUGCUCCCUCCAAAACUGAAAACGACAUUGCUAACGUUGGAGUGUUUGUUGGUAUCUGCUGCGCCUGCGCUACUUAAUUAGGAAGCACACUUCUUUGGAUUUCCUUCCUUCCUGGCAUGCUGUUAAGCCAGCUGUUUUUCUCUGUGGUUUAUGCCACUUCUUUUGUGCCAAAUGUCCAUCCCAUGCUCCUACUUGACAGUUGGAUAUGUUUCCUGCCAGCUAACCCCCCCCCCCCCCCCCCCCAAAUUCUUGACAGGGGCUAAAACAAUAAAUUUGUUCUGGCCUAACUGGUUCCUGAUGCAUCCUAUGUGCUAUUCUGCAUAAGUUAUAUUGUCUAUACCCUUUCUGCUAGAUAUAUGUAUGCAUCCAUGUGAAUUCUUGCCCCUGACGGUCUCCCUUUAUGCCUUGUGUUUGCACAGGUAUGCUGCAUGGAGUAGUACAGCUGGGCAGGGAGCUCACAUUGUUGGAGAGGGACCUCUUCUCCAGGGCCUACAAUAGUGUUGUUGAUGAAAAGUGUGCGGUAUGGCAUAUUCUCACAUCUUUUCAGCUUGAGCAGGGGGCGAAAGGUAACCAGAUAGCCGAAAAGGCAGCUAGAGAGUUCCGGUUAAAGGUAGAUGGCUGAAUACUUUGCAUAAGAAAGGAAAUAGCUCAACCACUUACUAUGUAACUAGCACCUCUUUUGUUUGGCAACUGCUGCCGUAAUCCUGAAAUAAAUUUUAUGUUCCAGAUGUUUUAAUUUCAAAUUCAAAAAUCCGUUUACUCCUCAGCAUGAAACUUUGUUAUUUUGAUCUUAUCACUUCAUGUUCUCCAUAUAAAUUAGAUGUGACAUGGACUCCACUUCUUAUUUUUAUCUGCUGCUCUUUUCCAUCAUCUGUGAAUAUAACUAUGGGCGGUGCAGCAUAGCGCGCCUAUCCGCCUAGUAAUUCACUUAAUGUUCAGAUAGGUCUGCACUCUGCAAAGUAGCACUCCUGACAGCAGGUUUUGGACAAUGCAGUUGUACAGCUUAUCUAGGGUGUGUGUAGUUGGUGAAAUGAAAAUUUUUGGGUGUCACAUCGAAUGUUUGACCAGACGUCGGGAGGGAUUUUCGGGCACUAAUUAAAAAACUAAUUUCAGAACUCACCUGGAAACCACGAGACGAAUCUUUUGAGGACUUUGACCGCAUCAUUAGCACAUGGGGGUUACUGUAGCACUUAUGGCUAAUCAUGCACUAAUUAGACUCAAAAGAUUCGUCUCGUCGUGUACAUCCAAAUUGUGCAAUUAGUUUUGUUUUUUAACUACAUUUAAUAUUCCAUUCAAGUGUCCAAAGGGGGAGGCAAAAAUUUUUGGAUGAAAAUUUUUGGUAACUAAACCAGGCCCGAAUUUGUGAGAACUUGAUUAACAUAUAAAGGAUAUUCAGUGUGAGCAAUUCAUUUGACAGAAUAGAGCUAUAAAGACCACAUGUACUUGUAAAUAUAUAGAAGGUGGAGUUUACUAAAGUGAUGAUUGUCAGUGACUUAUGGUGCACAUGUGUUGAUAACAUGAGGCCUUUGAGUCACUUUAGUGAAGCAUGGUCAGACAUAUUUGUACUCAAAUUCUCAAUCACCUUUAACAUUAACUAAAUGUCUAGAUGUGUCUGCAGAGCAACCACCCCAGACAACAGGUUUUAGAAAAAUUCAGUGACGCAUGUUAUCAUAUUUUUUAGGACUUACAACUUAAGGUGAAGCAUUCCAUUUCCAUGAUACUUAGGGUGAAACAUUCCAUUUCCAUGAUUGGCAAAGAAAGGGUUAGUGAGCAGCAAUACAAAGGUUUGUUGACAGAACAGAGAGACAAAGUCUGACAAAGCAGGAAUUCACUUGUAAUUAUAUGAAGAAUUGCAUAAAUUGCUGUUCUUGUUCAAUAAUUUGAUCAAGAAGUACAAUGCAGUACUGAUACCGGAGAGAUGUGCAUUUCUGGGGAAUUUAUGCUGAUGUGCAUUGUGGUCCAACAAAAUCCUGGAAAGAAGCGCUUGCUGGCUGGAGGGCGCGCCAGGUGAACGAAAGGACUGGGGAGGUAGCUGAUCAUUCAGAGCCGGCGCCCGGCGCACCUGGCUUGUGCAGCUGUGCGCAUCGCUUUGGGUACCGGCCGGAACCUGGUAGGAUUCGGUGAGGUGUUUGAGACGCCGGUAUCCCGUGAGCUGAUGGAGCGCCCGAGACCGACGCCUGGAGUACAUGCAAGCGAGCAAGCGAGCCGACGGUGGUGCAUGGUUGCCGUGCUUAAUGAUGUUACCUUUUCUCUGAGUUCGGAUGGUCUCGGACUCUCAGGUGCUGUUCCAUGUGGGACAAGCUAGUGUGUCUGAACAUUUUGGAAUCGUCUUUUAAUUGAUGAUCUAGCCGCGUAGUGUGCACACAGCUGUAUCAUUGAACGACUGGUCAGAAACAGAGAAAAAUCUUUCGCUACUGGAUUGGAGGAA
Messenger RNA from Panicum virgatum (switchgrass), 5713 nucleotides. Its product is annotated as pentatricopeptide repeat-containing protein At3g51320-like. The coding region runs from base 121 to 1776 and encodes 551 amino acids. Gene Ontology annotation, molecular function: RNA binding; protein binding. The record is from RefSeq and is a predicted model, not a curated record. The transcript has 5 exons. Lineage: Eukaryota; Viridiplantae; Streptophyta; Magnoliopsida; Poales; Poaceae. Gene Ontology annotation, biological process: RNA modification.